Molecule: messenger RNA, 999 nt
Organism: Fundulus heteroclitus (mummichog)
Lineage: Eukaryota; Metazoa; Chordata; Actinopteri; Cyprinodontiformes; Fundulidae
Product: serine/arginine repetitive matrix protein 2-like
Exons: 3
Coding region: 99-761 (220 amino acids)
Source: RefSeq, a predicted model, not a curated record
AGGGUUGGGACACACUUUGUAGAGGUGAAAUGUAGGCUGUAGUAGUAUGUCAUCAGAUACAGCAAAGCUUCACCAAGGUUGUCUUUAAUUAUUCUGUAAUGAUUUGUGGGGAGAAGACUAUUUUAGAUAAUAAAAGUAAAGCUAAAGAUUUAGCUCAGCAUUUUGUUAAAGUCCAUGGUUCAGAGAAGUUUAGUGGUAAAGAAAGAAGAGCAAGAAGGAAGACAAUAACAAAUAAUGUACAUGGGUGUCAGGUUGCUGCGGUGGCUCUCUUCCUCUCACAGGUGGCUGCUGACCACUGGGCGGUGCUGAGCGCAGGUGUUCAACAUCAGCGAGGCUGCGGGGACGGCUUUAAAAGGAAGCGGCUGACUGCACCUCUUCGCCAGAGUGUUAACCAUACGUGGUGGACAGCUCCAAAUCCCGCUUCGAAGUCCCUUGGGGAACUGUCCAGUCCUGAAGCUGAGCUGACCUCUCUCUGUCCAGCUCCGCUCUCCUGUCAUCUCAAUAAACUGAAGAUCACGCCGACCCCUGCACUUAACCGGCGCCCAGCAGUCAGCCGUCACCCCCGAUCCGCAGUCCGAUCACCGGAACCCAGCCAGCCCUCCACCUGUCAGCAGCCCCAGGAGCAACAGCCCCAAAGCUCCGCUGCUCACACCAGCAGCCUCCGCCCCCAAAGCUCCGCAGCCUCCGCUCACUCUCCUCGGCGGUACGUCCUUCGCUCAGUGGUGACCCGUACAAACUGCCUGAUUCCCCUUCCUGUGUGAGGCACUACAUAGAGCUCAGUGGAACGGCCAACUCGUGGUUUUGGUGGAGGACUCUCCGGGUGGUGGUACUCUUUCUGGUUUGGUGCACGAUUUUCUUUUAUUCUUGUUUGCUGUGUUUCUUUUGUAGGUCACUACCCUGAUUUGCACUGCCAUCUUUGAGUUGUGCCAAACUGUUAUUUCAAUGUGUGAGUGGAUUUAAAGUAGUAUGUUUUGUCAAAUAAAAUAAACAAUUGGGUGA